Messenger RNA from Vigna unguiculata (cowpea), 824 nucleotides. RefSeq names its product glycine-rich RNA-binding protein GRP1A-like. Gene Ontology annotation, molecular function: RNA binding. The record is from RefSeq and is a predicted model, not a curated record. NCBI's taxonomy places the organism in Eukaryota, Viridiplantae, Streptophyta, Magnoliopsida, Fabales, Fabaceae.
UCUAGGUCCAACUCAUAACCCGUAACCCUGGUUAACAGUCCAGCUGCUAUAAAAGAAUCCAUUGGGGUUCACCCUUUCAUCGUGCAAAUCUUAUCCCUUUACAACAAUCCCAAAUUUCUAGGGUUUAUAGUAUUUUCCAUGGCAGCAGCUGAUGUUGAGUUCAGAUGUUUCAUCGGUGGCCUUGCAUGGGCCACUGACGGUGAUUCUUUGGAGAAAGCCUUCUCUGUAUACGGCGAAGUCCUAGAAUCGAAGAUUAUCAACGAUCGUGAGACUGGAAGGUCUAGGGGUUUUGGAUUCGUGACCUUUUCCACCGAGAAGGCCAUGAGAGAUGCGAUCGAAGGAAUGAACGGUCAGAACCUUGACGGUCGGAACAUUACCGUGAAUGAAGCUCAGUCCCGUGGUUCUGGCGGAGGCGGCGGUGGCCGUGGAGGUGGUGGAUAUGGAGGUGGUGGUGGAUACAACCGUGGAGGAGGUGGAUACGGUGGUGGAGGGGGAUAUGGUGGCGGCGGUGGAUAUGGUGGCCGACGUGAAGGAGGAGGAGGAGGAUACAGCCGUAAUGGUGGUGGUUAUGGCGGAAGUGGUGGUUAUGGUGGUGGAAGAGACCGUGGUUAUGGUGAUGGUGGAUCCCGCUCUCGUGGCGGUGACGGUGGAGACGGUAGCUGGAACUAGGUUUUGAUGUUGUAGAAUAGGGUUUAUGAUUAAGCCGAUUGAAAUUAGGUGUUCUAUUUCGUGUGUUCGUAGUCUUGUUGUUUGUGGUUUUGACCUUUAUAUGUGGUUUUUUACAGUCUCUUAUGAAUGAAAUUAAGGUGUUGACUUACAGUGUU